AUAAAGUCGGCUAUAAUGUCAGUGGUGGUCACAGUGACAGUGAACUCAGAGACCAACAUGAAACUCUUAGGAAUCGUAGCUCUUGCAGCAUUGCUGUUUAUCACAUCAAGUGAUGGCAAGCGGCAGAGGAAGAGGAGGAUAGAUGCAUCUGUCGCUGAGGAAGUCGCAGAAUUAAAAGCAAAAGUUGAGAAUUUAACCGCUCAAGUUCAUGAGCUGCAAGAACAAAGCCGUGGCGUCCAUAUCCACAUAGGAGGUGACCACCAUGAUCACCAUGGCGACCACGACACUGAUCACCAUACGGAUACUCAUGACGGCCAUGGCAGUCACGGUUCCCAUGACGACGAUAGUGACACCACAAAUACCGACGGUGGGCGCGACUCCACAAAUGUCGCUGACGAUACCGAUUCCACCAGCAGCAAUGGCGGUAACACGCGUGACAAUGAUGACCAUGAUGACCAUCACCAUGACAACGGACACCAUCACAAUGAACACCAUCAUAGUCAUCAUCCUCACCAUGACCACAGUGGGCAUAGCGACAAUCAUUACCAGCACGCUCAUGACGUCUACGUCAACAUGAAGCUUGAUGGGGGAUGUAGUCAUGACGACAAGCAUCCAAAGGCCUACCAUGAGGAACACGAAAUCAAUGCCCACUGCGAGAUGAUGCCUAACAAGGAGAUUGCUGACCUUACCUAUAAGAUCAGAGGUCACGUCAAGUUGACUCAGAAGCCUGGCGAGGAUGAAGUCAGUAUCCGUUACGACCUGAGAAAUCUGAAGCCAAGCCAAAGACACGCCAUACAUAUCCACGAGAGUGGGAACAUGGAGCGGUGUUGUGACUCCCUCGGGGGCCACUAUAACCCCUACAAUAAACAACAUGGACUUCCUAACACCCAUGAAAGCCACGUAGGUGAUGUGGGUAAUAUAGCUGUUGACGACCAGGGCCACUACACCGGUGAACAGAUAAUCACCGCUGAUUUAAAUCAACUUGUCGGCCGGGCUUUUGUAAUUCAUGAAGCCUCUGACACAGGCGAGGGUAGCGAGGAAGAAAGGCUAGCGUGCUGUGUGAUAGGGCGAGGACUGGAGGAUCACAACCACGACCAUCACGGACACGAUGACCACCAUGACCACCAUGACCAUCACGGACACCACGACCAUGACCACCAUGACCAUGACCACCACGACCAUGACCACCACGACCAUGACGGACAACAUGACCACAGUGACGGGGAUGAACACCACGAAAACCAGGACAACCCUGACCAGCAGGGAUAAGAUAGUGCCAAUCAUCCCACACCUAUGUCUGAUGUCAAGUAGAGACUGAGUUAAAAAGGGAAAAAUAUAUCUUUCAAUGUUCAUAUGCCAGGAGCAUAUAAUAUGUUAUAUAUGUGCGUGGCAUGUACACAGUUUUAGCAUGUUAGCAUCUAGCGUUAAGAUGAUUUUUUUUUUUACAAUUUUAUAUUAAGUUAUUGUUUUAAAUAACAAAUUCCUUGUUGAAAUGUAAGGAUUUUUAAUUUUCCGUGCCAAUUUUCAUUAUUAAAGUUUCCUUAUUUUCUAAAA
Messenger RNA from Pecten maximus, 1554 nucleotides. Its product is annotated as histidine-rich glycoprotein-like. Gene Ontology annotation, biological process: removal of superoxide radicals. NCBI's taxonomy places the organism in Eukaryota, Metazoa, Mollusca, Bivalvia, Pectinida, Pectinidae. The record is from RefSeq and is a predicted model, not a curated record. Gene Ontology annotation, molecular function: copper ion binding; superoxide dismutase activity.